CCGCAUUUUACAUUUUGACAGAAUCAAAAUCGGUGACAUAAAAACUCCUAUAGUCCUGUCACUAUACAACAUAGUCGAUUGGUUGACUUUUUUACAAUGUGUCAUUGAGUCAAUUUAAUUAUUUAGGUUGACAUUGAUACAAAAAUUAAAAUGUGAAUUCUUACUGGUCAGACAUUGAAAUGGUGAAUCAGUCGAUUAAGGUAUAUGCUAGAGUAAAGAAAGGAUGUGAAGAAAAACCCACGGUUCCUUAUGAUAUUACAACGAAUAAAGAAGAUUUCGAAGAUUUAACAUUUUACUUAAGCUCAAGAUGUACUUUAAACAACGUAUCUGGAUUCAGGUUUCAUAAAGUAUUCAAUGUAAAUUCAUUACAGGCUGAUAUAUUCGAUAUAAUUGCAAAACCUGUAAUAACGAGUGUAAUGGAUGGAUUUAAUGGAACCAUUUUUGCAUACGGGCAGACUGGUAGUGGGAAAACCUAUACAAUGACUGGUUCGGCAAGUAAUUAUGAUGAAAGGGGAAUUAUUCCAAGAAGUAUACAGUAUAUUUUUCAAUACUAUGAAAACGUUUCUGAAAAACCGACGAUCUAUAUUUCCUAUUUGGAGAUAUAUAAUGAAAUAGGCUACGAUUUGUUAGGUACAAAGCAGGCAAAUAGUACAAGGACUAUAGAUGUACUUCCACGAGUUUCACUUUUGGAAGACAAGAAUGGUGAUGCACAUAUUCGAAAUCUAAACGUUUUUCCUGUCAGCACAGAACAGGAAGCUAUGCGGUUGUUAUUUUUAGGAGACACUAACAGGAAAAUUGCCGAAACUGCUUCGAAUGAAUUUUCGUCGAGGUCCCACUGUAUAUUUACCCUGUAUAUUAAUCUUCGUGACAGCAGUUCUUCAAAUUUACGUUCUUCAAAAUUACACAUUGUUGAUUUGGCAGGUUCAGAGAGAUUAUCGAAAACCAAAACGAAAGGUCCACGUGUUCGAGAAGCCAAAUCUAUAAAUUUAUCUUUACAUUAUUUGCAGCAUGUCAUUUUAGCGUUAUCUAAAUCCAAAAGAACUCAUAUUCCUUACAGAAAUAGCUUUUUAACUCAUAUGUUGAGAGAUUCCUUAAACGGAAAGUCUGUAACGAGUAUGUUGGCAACAAUAUCGGCGAAAAACCUUAAUAUUGAGGAAACAAUAAGUACUUGCCGAUUUGCUCAAAGAGUUUCUAUGAUAUCGACGGAUCCAGUUAUAAAUGUUUUGGACCCUCAACGCGAAAUAGCCUUUUUGAAGCUUAAAAUUGACGACUUGGAAAAACGGCUUUCUAGUUCUACGCCAAGGGGAUUUAUUGAUAGUAAAUGUUUGAGCAAAAAGAAAAUGGACGACUGCGCAGCGAAGAUUAAAUCUUUUAUUAGAUCCAACAAGGGCAAUAUUAAUAUCGAACCAGAUAUGGCAGAAGUUCAAUAUUGUUUUAAUUUACUGAAAAAAGAAGUCGAAAAUAAGAAAAAAGAAUGUGUAGAUCUCGAAAAAUCGUUAGUUAAAAGAAAUUCCGAGAUAACUGUGCUAAGUGAAGAGUUAAAUAAAAAGGAACUUGAAAUUGCAAACCUGAAAAAAAUCAUCGACCGUAUUCCAGAAAAUCCAGCUCCGUUAAAACCCAUAGUUCCCAUGGAUUCCCAUAAACCCAUAAAUUCACUUAAUUCAAACCCGAACAAAAGCAAUGACUUAGCAAUUAUCCCUAAACCAACCACUGAAUACUCUAAUCGUCCCAGUUCGUAUGAAGAAAAACGUCUCUAUGAAAUAUUUACAUCCAAUCCAGGAGUGUCAGAAACUCUAAACUACUACAAAAGGGAAUUGGAAGAACGAUUGACUGUGGCAAAGAAAUGCGCCAAGAAUAUCGAGGUGUCUCAAAGAAAAAUCAGUAAUAUUAAACAAAAGCUAGAUGGUUUACCAGUUGGAACCGAGAAGAGCCAGCUUCUGGUAGAGUUGGAAAAUCAGCAAACGUUGUAUAAGGCAACUCUAGAUCAGUUGAGGCUUUUACAAGGCGAAACGUUCCGCCUUCAAUAUGAUCUUAAGAAAGCUGAAGGAACGUCACAAACUAACGGAAUGUCACAAUCCCAAUUUCAAGAGUGGAAAAAAGAUUAUUGUUCAACUCUUUUCCCUCCACCGGCUUUCGAUUUUAAACCAUAUAACAAAAAGCCUUUACCUAUAGGGAUAUAUCCUUUGGAGGGAUACCAUUCAAAGCAAGUUAUACAAAAUCGUGACAAUGAUCAAAUGUUUGUAAAUGGACCAAAAUCUAUGAAACAGAUGACAAAUCCUUUGGAGGGAUACAAUUCAAACCAAGUUAUACAAAAUCGUGACAAUGAUCAAAUGUUUGUAAAUCGACCAAAAUCUAUGAAACAGGUGACAAAUCCUUUGGAUGGAUACCAUUCAAACCACGUUGUACAAAAUCGUGACAAAGAUCAAAUGUUCGUAAAUGGACCAAACUCUAUUAAACAGUUGACAAAUCCUUUGGAUGGAUACCAUUCAAACCAAGUUGUACAAAAUCGUGCCAAAGAUCAAAUGUUCGUAAAUAGACCAAAAUCUAUUAAACAAGUGACAAAUUCUUUGGAGGGAUACCAUUCAAACCAAGUUGUGCAAAAUCGUGACAAUGAUCAAAUGUUUGUAAAUGGACCAAAAUCUAUGAAACAAGUGACAAAUCCUUUGGAUGGAUACCAUUCAAACCAAGUUGUACAAAAUCGUGACAAUGAUCAAAUGUUCGUAAAUGGACCAAAAUCUAUGAAACAAGUGACAAAUCCUUUGGAUGGAUACCAUUCAAACCAAGUUAUGGAAAAUCGUGCCAAUGAUCAAAUGUUUGUAAAUGGACCAAAAUCUAUGAAACAAGUGACAAAUCCUUUGGAUGGAUACCAUACAAACCAAGUUGUACAAAAUCGUGACAAUGAUCAAAUGUUCGUAAAUGGACCAAAAUCUAUGAAACAAGUGACAAAUCCUUUGGAUGGAUACCAUUCAAACCAAGUUAUGGAAAAUGGUGCAAAUGAUCAAAUGUUUGUAAAUGGACCAAAAUCUAUGAAACAAGUACAUUUUGGUCCAGUAAUAAAUACUAAUACACGUCCCGAGGUUACAUCUUAUUUUACGAAGCAAUAUCCUUCUGAUGUGCCUAAUAUAUUAAGAUCAAGCAAGAAAAACACAGAUAUUCCUUCUUUGAACGAAUCCACGGAAGACUAUUUCAGUAACAUAUACGGUGCUAGUAUAUUACAAAACAUAAAUGAAAGUAUUCUUUACGACGAGCCUUCUCGAUCCCAUUCUACUCAAGAUUCAAGACCUGCAGUAGGUUGCAAAGAUGUUAUCACAUACCCUAUAACUAAUAUCAGUCAAGUAAGACCUUACUAUCCUUGUCAGAAGGAAGAUAAUUUGCUUUUGGGCACUAAAUCUUAUAUAUUGCCUGAAGAUCUAGUGGCUACUAAGGAGUCUGGUUGUACAUUUACUUCAGCUGAAAACCAAAAAACUGGAUUUUAUCCGAAGGAGUCAGUCUUAUCUAUUAAAACACCUAUUAACAUGGAAUGUUCUUACGGUAAUGUAUCCAAAACAACUAAAUCUUUUACGGCCUUGGCUCUACGUCCUUCACCAAGAUCUGAAUCCAAAACAACUAAAUGUACUACUCCUUUGACUUUACGUCCUUCACCAACGUCUGAAUCCGAAACAACUAAAUCUACUACCCCUUUGACUGUAGGUCCUUUUCCAAGGUCUGGAUCUGAAACAACUAAAUCUACUACUCCUGUGACUGUAAGUCCUUCACCAAAAUCUGAAUCCGAUACAACUAAAUCUACUUCUCCGUUGUCUGUAAGUCCUUCACCAAGGUCUAAAUAUUCUCCAAAAGAAAAUAAAUGCAAAGAGAAAGAAAAAGAUGAUGAUAAAAAUACGACUCUUGAAUCAUAUUUUCUAGAAACGGAUACUACUGAAUUUAAAGAGUUUAUGAAGAAUGUUACUUUGACUGGAUUAGCAGAUAUCGAUAAAGAAAUUUUUGAUUUUUACAGAAGCAAAUUUUGUUAAUGUUAAUAAAUUGUUUAUAUGAAA
Molecule: messenger RNA, 4034 nt
Organism: Diabrotica virgifera virgifera (western corn rootworm)
Lineage: Eukaryota; Metazoa; Arthropoda; Insecta; Coleoptera; Chrysomelidae
Exons: 13
Coding region: 180-4010 (1276 amino acids)
Biological process (GO): microtubule-based movement
Molecular function (GO): microtubule motor activity; ATP binding; microtubule binding
Source: RefSeq, a predicted model, not a curated record